Radiomyces spectabilis is the source of this 3384-nucleotide messenger RNA. Its product is annotated as PMCA-type calcium-translocating P-type ATPase. The record is from RefSeq and is a predicted model, not a curated record. Gene Ontology annotation, biological process: intracellular calcium ion homeostasis; calcium ion transmembrane transport. Gene Ontology annotation, molecular function: P-type calcium transporter activity; ATP binding; ATP hydrolysis activity. The coding region runs from base 1 to 3384 and encodes 1127 amino acids. Gene Ontology annotation, cellular component: membrane; intracellular membrane-bounded organelle. NCBI's taxonomy places the organism in Eukaryota, Fungi, Mucoromycota, Mucoromycetes, Mucorales, Radiomycetaceae. The transcript is spliced from 4 exons.
AUGGAAAAACCGGCUUCUACCUCCGCCGCCGCUGCCGAUGACGUUAAAAUUGAUCUCAGAGACCAUCUUACGCCGCACCAUGAUCCUAAAAACCCUUUUGCUUUUACGCCCGACCAGUUAUCGGCCCUGAUGGAUCCCAAGAACAUCCAGUUACUGCAUACCUAUGGCGGCCUGGAAGGCCUGGCUCGUGGUCUGCAUGUGGAUCUGAAUGUAGGCCUUACAGCGACUGUGAAAACCCACAACCCCAUCUCACUGCGCGAUGUCAUGUCCUCCACGGAAUCGGGAUACAUCCAAGACAUCGAAACCGCCGCUUCUUCCAUCAAAGCCCUGAGUCGACAAAACACCAAUGUCUCCGAAGUCGUCGUCGUUGAAUCGGCGUUUCCCCAGCGUACCAAAAUUUUUGGCGCCAAUGUCUUGCCCGAGGUUCGAUCCAAAAAUAUUUUUCAAUUGAUGUGGACUGCAUUCCAGGAUAAAACACUGAUUCUUUUGGCCGUAGCGGCGGUAGUGUCAUUGGCGGUAGGACUGUAUGAAGACAUUGCUGUACCUGAAUAUGAUACCUUGGGCAAUCGGAUACCUGGGGUCAAAUGGGUAGAAGGCGUCGCCAUCAUUGUCGCCAUCUUGCUCGUCGUGCUCGUCGGCAGUAUCAAUGAUUUUCAGAAAGAAAAACAAUUCCGGAAAUUGAACGCAAAGAAGGAAGAUCGUGUGGUUAAGGCUACACGCGAAGGCACACUUUCAUUGAUUUCGGUACAUGAUAUUCAAGUGGGCGAUAUCCUGCAUCUCGAGCCAGGAGAUAUUGUUGCAACAGACGGUAUUUUCAUUGAAGGACAUAACCUUCGAUGCGAUGAAUCUGCUGCUACGGGCGAAUCCGAUGCUGUACGAAAACAAGCAUGGCAAUUAUGUUAUCGAUUGGCCCGCGCCGGUCAUCAUGACACUGACAAUGAAAAACCGCCGUCGGAAACCCCAGAACAAGAAACCAAGGGUCCCACCGAACAUAAGCAGUUGCCAGAUCCUUUUAUCAUUUCCGGUUCCAAGAUCUUGGAAGGUGUAUGCACGUACCUUGUGACCGGCGUCGGUAUCAACUCAUAUUACGGUCGCACCAUGAUGGCAUUGCGUACGGAGCCUGAGAGUACCCCGCUUCAGGAAAAAUUGAACCAUCUCGCCGAAAUGAUCGCCAAGCUCGGUUCAGCCGCCGGAUUACUCAUGCUCAUUGUCUUGCUCAUUCGGUACUUUGUCGGCUGGAAAGACGGCGUGCCUGAUCAACCGACCGAAAUCGUUUUGGAUAUCAUGAAAAUUUUGAUUGUGGUCGUUACCAUUGUCGUUGUGGCUGUACCUGAAGGUUUGCCGUUGGCUGUGACCCUGGCUCUCGCUUACGCUACGCAACGCAUGCUCAAGGACAACAACCUGGUGCGUGUCUUGGCUGCGUGCGAAACCAUGGGCAAUGCCACCACCGUGUGUUCCGAUAAAACAGGCACCUUGACCCAGAACAAGAUGGCCGUAGUUGCCGGGACCUUGGGUGCCUCGUUUCGAUUUAUCAAAGAAGUUCCCGAAACCCGGUCCGAUCUGAUCGACAUUAGCCUGGUUGGAGAGAAAGCGCCGCAACCCGUGCUCAACAUGCUGCACCAAGGCAUUGCCGUCAAUACAACCGCGUUUGAAGGCAAAGACGAAAACGGCGAAAUCAACUUUGUCGGUAACCGCACCGAAAGUGCCUUGCUGGCUUUUGCACGCGACAGCGGGUCCCCCAGCUAUGAAACCCUGCGCAACCAAUGGCCUGUCGAACAAGUGUUUCCUUUCAGUUCCGAACGGAAAGCCAUGGCCACCGUGAUCCAGAUUCAGGAUCCGCUCGACGCCCAGCGAUCCAUUUACCGCGUCCACGUGAAAGGUGCUUCGGAAAUCCUGCUGGAGAAGUGUUCCAACAUCGCUACCUUGCAACCCAGUCAGUAUACGUCGCCGGCCCAUGAUUUCGAUAUCAAGACGCGGGAAUUGACCGAAGAUGAUCGAAGCCGUGUCGACCGGAUUAUCCAAAGUUACGCUUCGCGCAGUCUUCGUACCAUCGGUAUUGGCUACCGCGAUUUCGACCAGUGGCCACCGUUUGGUCGUGAAACUGGAUUGGAUGGUGAAGAAAUCGAUGUCCCUUACGAAGAUCUCGUGCGAAACAACGGUUUGACGUUGCUUGGUGUGGUCGGCAUUGAAGAUCCUUUACGUCCCGGUGUCAAGGAAGCCGUCAAAGCAUGUCAGCAAGCCGGUGUCUUUGUUCGCAUGGUCACAGGUGAUAACCUGGUGACGGCCAAAAGUAUUGCGAAGCAAUGUGGUAUCUAUACCACGGGCGGCGUCGUCAUGGAAGGCCCUGCAUUCCGUAACUUGCCUCAAUCCGAAAUGGACGCUAUCCUUCCUCGAUUGCAAGUGUUGGCCCGGUCUAGUCCCGAAGAUAAGCGCAUUCUCGUGAGUCGACUGCGCGAUCUCGGUGAUAUCGUGGCGGUGACAGGCGACGGCACCAACGAUGGUCCGGCUUUGAAAAUGGCUGACGUGGGUUUCUCCAUGGGUAUCGCCGGCACCGAAGUGGCCAAAGAAGCUUCCAGUAUUAUUCUUAUGGACGAUAACUUCUCCAGUAUUGUCAAAGCCAUCAUGUGGGGUCGAUGUGUGAAUGAUGCAGUCAAAAAGUUUUUGGAAUUCCAACUUACCGUGAAUAUUACGGCCGUUAUUCUCACCUUUAUUUCCGCUGUCGCAAGUACCAACCAAAAAUCCGUGUUGACGGCUGUUCAGUUACUGUGGGUCAACCUGAUCAUGGAUACCUUUGCCGCUCUGGCGCUCGCCACCGAUCCACCUACCGAAGAGUUGCUCCAACGGGCGCCUGAACCUCGGUCGAUGCCUCUCAUCUCCUUCAAGAUGUGGAAAAUGAUUAUCGGACAAGCGAUUUUCCAGAUCGUGGUGACUCUCGUCUUGCUGUACAGCAACGUGCUCGAGUAUGACACCGAAAGUGUGGUGUUGCAAACCGUUGUGUUCAAUACUUUUGUAUUCUGCCAGAUCUUUAACGAAAUCAAUUGUCGUCGUAUUGACAGUCGAUUGAACGUCUUUUCAAAUAUCCAUGCCAACAAAUUCUUUAUUGGUAUCUUCAUCGUAUGUGUUGCUGGCCAGGCUCUUAUUGUGGAGUUUGGUGGCGCAGCGUUUCAAGUAAUACGUAUUGACGGACCUCACUGGGCCAUUGCUAUCUUGGUGGGACUUUUGUCGCUUCCCAUUGGCGUCGUCAUACGUCUCAUUCCCGACAACAUUUUUGCAUUUUUAUUCCGCGAUCCUACGACACGCGAACGGUAUUUAGGCGGCCCCUCCUCCACCAAGAUGCCUUCCAUGUAUAUGGCUGACGCAGGUGCAGUGGCCAUCCAUUCCUAA